AUGUCACCGCCGUGCCUACCAGCCGAUUGCACAUUCCAACUACAAAAACCAGGCAAGCGACACCGCAAGGACAUGUACCAUUAUAAGGCCCCCUGCUGCCAGCUGGUGGGCGAUUGUGUGGAGGGACACGUCACGCAAGGGCGCUGGAUCUUCAAGGAUGGCUCCAUGUUUAUGGGCAAGUUUGCAGAAAGCAAGCCUACAGCAGGGUUGUACUUCUACUCGACGAGCAAGCUCAUGCAGGAGGGCCACUUUCUCAAGGACGGCAUGUGGGUGGGGCACAGGGACCCCGUCAUAGGCAAGGAGUUCACGGUGACCUGA
This is a messenger RNA of Volvox carteri f. nagariensis, 318 nucleotides long. RefSeq lists its product as uncharacterized. The transcript has 3 exons. The record is from RefSeq and is a predicted model, not a curated record. Lineage: Eukaryota; Viridiplantae; Chlorophyta; Chlorophyceae; Chlamydomonadales; Volvocaceae. Bases 1 to 318 code for a protein of 105 amino acids.